This is a messenger RNA of Fusarium mangiferae, 2508 nucleotides long. RefSeq lists its product as uncharacterized. Bases 1 to 2508 code for a protein of 835 amino acids. The transcript has 2 exons. The record is from RefSeq and is a predicted model, not a curated record. Lineage: Eukaryota; Fungi; Ascomycota; Sordariomycetes; Hypocreales; Nectriaceae.
AUGCCUUCCCGCGGCCAUCAGAACAAACGUCGAAGGGACGAAAGGUACACUCCUCCUGAACGCCCCUCUCAGGAGGAUAUACUGUACCUCUUGUGGGAGAGUUCCAAGCAAACAUCUUGUGUUAUUGCUGAAAUACUGAGUGAGUUACGAGCUAUAAAUCGUGCAUCGAUCAGUAAAUUAUUGAAAGAUAUCACAAAGCGUUUGUCAAAACUCGAGUCGGAUGUUAACACAUUCGACUUGCCUCACCAGGAAAUAGUCGACAAUUUUGAUCACUUCCGUCAACAAUUGGCCAACAUCCAACAGGAGUUUAUGGGCUCCGAAUUUGAACAGGGUCAAAAUCCAGUAUUCAGAGGUACACUUCGCUCAUGCCUCGGAGACCUCGGCACACAGAUGGGUGGCAUCACUAGUCGAAUGGGUAAUGUUGAGGACAACUUGCUGAAACUCGAAGGCCGACUAUUUGGCCAGUUUGAUGAGGAUAUCAAUCCCGAAGCUGGCUAUGUGAUGUUCAAAAUUCACAAUGACCAGGACUUCCGCCAAAGGCUGAAGCCGCAUAACCAUUACCAACUCACGCAUAUGGUCCAAUCCCAGGGCGGAGUUUGGGCCAAAGUUGAUACCGUCAAGUUGCAAGAAGCUCGAUCAAAAGGGAAGUUCUAUUUCAUGAUCAUGUCGUUUUCCGACUGGGACACUGGAGAACACAUUCGGAACAACAUUGACAACCUGAAAGGACUGUUCAAGAUCGAGCAUGAAUUCUUGGCCCUUCCUCUCACCUACCAUCUGCACAUAGUCGACCUCGCCGUUCACCAACAGAUGGGAUAUGACUAUAACAUGAAGAAGUUUGUCGAAGAUGAGCUCCAAGAGCCUGGUGUCAGGGCAAAGGUUGCGUACCAGCGUGUCAUCCUACAAACCGAGCAUUUGGGCACAGCGAAGCGAAUUGCACUGAAAGGUGCCAGCGUAUUCGGUCAUCACGAUGAGGCCAAGCCCUACUGUGCUCAGGGUACCCCGCUCUUCUGCAACAGAUGCUGCAAACCCAAUCACUUUGCCAACGACUGCAACGCCAACUCGCCGCAUUGCGGCCUUUGUGCAGAAGCGCAUGAAACUUUCACUUGCCACGUGCAAAGGGACUUCAAGUGCUGCAACUGUGGCGGAUGCCACAAGGCUUGGGAUCCAUGUUGUACGGAUAAACUCUCAAGAGCAGAGCAUCAGAAGUCCCUUUUUUACCGCAAAAAGGUUCCUCAAUGGGCCUUAAACCUCGAAGCGUCAAAGUCCUCCAAGGAUGCUGAGGGGGGGGAUGGGAAGACGAAAGCCUCACGCCAAGGCUCUUCGAGCGUCCCUUCGUCCCAGGAAUCCGCCAAGAAACCAGUCGGCAGACCAAAAAGGUUUCCCAAGCCCAAUCCAGGUCAAGCCAGGAUUACCGCCUUUUACAAGGAACCGGAACCAGAUGCCAUGGAGCUAACAACACCAACCGACGAUUUGCAGAUGAAUCGUGUCGAAGUUCCUUGUUCUCAGCCGGACGCUGUGAUCAAUGACGAGUCUUCCAACAAUGCCGGGCCUAGCGCUUCACACGACGAUAUUUACGAUUACGGCUCACUCUUCGGCGAAGACAUGUCAAUCACUGGUGGCGAUGAGGAGCCUGAGCAAUCAAGACCAAGCUCAAGAUUGAGUGAAUCUAGCAGCGCCCCCAGCUUGAACGGCCACAGCACGACGGACGCUGGCGGCAACAAGAAGCACAGUAAACAGGAUAAGAAUGGCCAGAACAAGAAGGAUAGCGACAAUGGCAAGGCGAAGGAGAACGCUGCCACCGAACCCAAGGCUUCCACUCCACGACAGAAGAAGGGCAGCACCACUCCAUCUAGCUCUCAGGAGUCAUCCAACCCCAUUGCCAGGUCCCUUAAAGGUAAAGGAAAAGAAGUGGCGGUGGAGAAGGACGGGGAUCGCCCAAGAUCGCCCUCCAAUGACUUGCGUGGAGGGGAGAGCAGAAACAAGGAUACCGGGAGGAAAAGGGACACCAGCCAUAGCAACGACAGUAGAGACAGAGGUAGGAGCAGCAACAGGAGCAACACCGACAGGAGCACCAAGAGGACGAGCAGCAAAGCCAGCAGCCGGAGGACCAACGCCAAUAGCGACAGCGAUAGCGAUCACGGCCAUACCGGGGGGUCUCGGAAGGCCAGCAACGACAAGACCAGGAAGCCGCAGCAAACCGGAACUCCUCGCCCUGGCAAUGGCACCAAGAGCACUCCCAAGUCCAAGGCCUCCUCACGCACUGCUUCUGCUGACAACGGUUCUGUCACUGCUGCAAGGACUACCUCUGCCUCCAGAGCUCCUGCCGGCACCCCUUCUAAGGCUGUUGUGACAACUACACGUCCCUCCAGCGCUCAGCCACCAGACAAGAGGGCUGGUCAUGUACGAUCUGCUUCCGGUCGUGAGAAGGGUGGACCAUCUCCCAAGCCACGAGGACACAAGAAGAGGAAGUUUUCGCAGGGCUCGGCAAAGGGGAAGAGCGAUAAUUGA